GAGGCCAUGGGGGGGUUGGGUAAUGGUCGUCGAGGGGGGCGGACUCCUCCUCUUAUGAUUGGUGCUCUGAUCGCUUGUGUCCUCGUCCUGGGUUUCAACUACUGGGUGUCGAACUCACGGAACUUGGAGUUACAGGUGUGUGUUUCGAUCUUUAAUCAAAUAUAUUUAUAACUAACCCAAGAUUGUUAAUCUGUGUCGUUUACAGUGGAAGCAAAUGAAACAGAACAAGCAAGGAGCUGGGCAAAACCAAGCAUGAGCUAGUGAGAUCCGUGUUGUGUUGUAGCAUAUACAGUAUUUGCAUAUUUCCGUUAGGGAACGCCGCCUCUGAAGUGCGUGUGUGCAUAAACUAAUCCCAGGGUUACAGUUUGUGUUUUUGAAGAGGAUUGGAAACAAGGCCGAGCCAGAUGGAGCAGUUGUAUGGAGAAAGGCAAGCUGUUUAGAGUAAUGAAUGUAGAAAGUAAGCUGAAGUAUGUGACUAGGAAAAGGGCCAUGUCACAGAGGGCAGAAUGAGUAAGUUAUUUUUGUAUGCCAUUUGAAGUGUUUAAAGAACAGGGUUUGAUUCUCCAAGCCUUUGUUUUGAAUGAUGCUACUCUGACCCUGUGACACCAUGUGUGUGCUGUGGUGGCGGGCAGACAAAGCUGUACGAGUUGGAAGCGCAGAUGCGUCGGGCGGCGUCGGAGCGUGGCGCAGUGGAGGUGAAGAAGAACGAGUUCCAGGAAGAGAUUCAGCGGCUGAAAGAGGAGAGCAGCCGCAUGCAGAGCCUGAACAAGAGGCUGGAGGGAGUCCACAACACCUGUAGCCAGGAAAAGGUAGUUUACUGUACUGGAGUGUACUCACCUGGGAACCAGCACACACCUGAGCACUGCAUCAUAGAUGGACGCAUAAUACACACCUGGGCACAACACCACUUCUAACGUGCACACACAAAAUAGUUCAUCAACACACACAUUACAACCCUGAGGACAACGCAAUCAUGUAAAGUGUGAUCAACACAUUUGUAUAUUCUAAACAUCAUUGAAUCAGUGCUAGGGAUUUUUCUGCCAUUGAAAUCCUUGGGCGGGCCGCCUAAAUCCAAACUAUAAUAUAUAUUUCAGGAUGGAAAUGGAAAACGCUUUCAGUGUAAACUUAAAUGAAGUUAGACAGGGAGAAUAGAAAAUUCCAAAAACAAGGAAUUUAGCAGUGUUGAUAUGUUUGAGCAAAAGAACACAGCAUUAACCACGGUCAAAUAUGUUCUCCCAGCUCCAUGGUAAGAUGCAUACAAUUGCAGGAAAUUCACUUUGUAGUUUUGAACAUUUCUCUCAGCUCCAUGUAGAAUUGCAGGAAAUUGGCUUAAUAAUGUAAAAAACACAAAACUACACUGCCAGGAUGGGGGCCUCUAAACGUAAUCUUGAGAGUACUAUCAGUUUCUCUGUGAUCAAGGGUUGUACUGAGUUGACCAUACUGAAUACGCCACCUUGCUGGUAGCCUGUCUUGAGUUUCCCUCCCUCAGAUAGGUUCCUUCAUCUGUGGGUCCUAUUGUUUACUGAGUGUGUGAAUUCCCAGCAAAGGUGUGAUACCAUGGCAGCAUGGAAAGGGAAUUGUGACCAUCUGUUGAGCACCUACUGGGUACACACACAGAUCAAGUAAAAACAAGUAAUGUCUGUUUCCUUUAGGCAAGCCAGCAGAUAAAUAUAUCCUCCAGUACCAAAACAAUACAGGACCUGAAAAGUAAGAUGGCUGUCUCUUUUCUGUCUUCAGUGUUGUGAAAUCUCACUCCAAUAUCCACCAGUGUUUAUCAGCCUUUUUUACCCCCUAGUCAGGACUUAAUACUACCUGUGAAUGUGUCUCUCUGCAGGUCAGUUAAAUGUGCUAAAUGAAGACCUGGGUAAAGUUCAGAAAGAGUUCCAGAGUUGCCAAGGCAAUCUGAACACCCUGAACAAAAAACUCACCUAUGACAUGUAAGGCCCUCUACUAUACACAGUCCAGCCAUUUAUGGAGGGUGUAUGACAGACAAUCAUGUAUCACUCUUUUAGGGUCUGUUAUGUGACCUUAACGUGCAGGUAAUAACGUGUGUUGUGUAUAGGACUCAGUGUAACACUCAGAUACUAGCACAGAGGGAGGACUGUGCUGAAAAGGUGGCUGCAGCCAAGCAGGAAGUUCAAAAGAAACUGGAGAUGAAGAACCCAGCAGUCUCCUCCCAGGUAAACCAGUAACCAUGUUCAACGCUCACAUCGUAGACCAGGGAUCAUUAACUAGAUUUAGCUGUGGGACGAUGUUUUUCCUGAGCGAAGGGUCGGGGGGCCGGAACAUUUGUAGACUGCAAAUUGACCGCAAGAAGCCCAGACAGGUAUGACAAAAAUAUAUAUAAUUUCACCCCUUGCUUACAUUUGUAUACAAUCACGUGUAUCUAUUUAUGCGUGGGAAUACUUGAACAGAUUUCCAAAAUAAAAAUUACUUUGAUCUAUAAUAUAGAAUGUUUUGCUCUACUUGGGGAGCCAAAGAAAGCCAUUUGGCACGCGGGCCGCCAGUUGGGGAACCCUGUCGUAGACCUUACCUAUCCCCCAUUAACUGGCUCACUCAUUAAGUACAUCCAGGGAUUUGACUCACAACAUUACCCAACAUGACCCUGAACAGUGGCUGCCUGGCAAUAGUCCCAACACAAUUUCCAUAAUCCGACGUACUGAGUUCAGUUCACCAUUGUAUCUAUCUAUCCAGAACUGUUAAAAUACCCUGAACAUUGAAGAACCCAGCAGUUGGUUAUACCUGGAGUACUUCUCCUGUCUUAUCCAGUGUCCUGUGUGAAUUUAAGUAUGCUCUCUCUAAUUCUCUCGUUCUCUCUUUCUCUCUGAGAACCUGAGCCCUAGGACCAUACGUCAGGACUACCGGGCAUGAUGACACCUUGCUGUCCCCAGUCCGCCUGGCCUUGCUGCUAUUCCAGUUUCAACUGUUCUGCCUGCGGCUACGAAACCCCUACCUGUCCCAGACCUGCUGUUUUCAACUCUUAAUGAUCGGCUAUGAAAAGCCAACUGAGAGACCUGAGCCCUAGGACCAUACGUCGGGACUACCGGCCGUGGUGACUCCUUGCUGUCCCCAGUCCGCCUGGCCUUGCUGCUAUUCCAGUUUCAACUGUUCUGCCUGCGGUUAUGGAACCCCUACCUGUCCCAGACCUGCUGUUUUCAACUCUUAAUGAUCGGCUAUGAAAAGCCAACUGAGAUUUAUUCCUGAUUAUUAUUUGACCAUGCUUGUCACUUAUGAACAUUUUUGAACAUCUUGGCAUGGUUCUGUUAUAAUCUCCACCCGGCACAGCCAGAAGAGGACUGGCCACCCCUCAUAGCCUGGUUCCUCUCUAGGUUUCUUCCUAGGUUUUCGCCUUUCUAGGGAGUUUUUCCUAGCCACUGUGCUUCUACACCUGCAUUACUAGCUGUUUGGGGUUUUAGGCUGGGUUUCUGUACAGCACUUCGAGAUAUUAGCUGAUGUAAGAAGGGCUAUAUAAAAUAAAAUUGAUUGAAAAUUGAUUGAACAUCAAACAAUAUAGCUUGGCUGACCAGUCUGAAUUUUAUAACUUUUUUUUUUUUUUUCUGCAGACAAAUGCAGCUUCCACACAGAAAAUUGGCUCCACUGAGGUGGGCGUGUCAGAUAAAGAGGGGCCUGGGAAGGCAGGACUGGACGACACGAAGACUACUCCUGUCCACGGCCACGCCCCUGAACCAUCAGUGGCCAAAGGUCCUGCAGCGGACCUCAAAGCCUCAGAGCUGGAGACCAAUGAGAUCGCAGUAGACAAAGGUACAAGACAAGAUGGCUGCUCCUCUCAUUCAAAGGGUGGCAGGAUCUGGGCCAAUAAGACAAUUUCAUACCAGCUCUCCCACUUUCUUAUCAACUCAUCUUUGACAUGACAUUACAUACACACCAUACCAUUAUACCACAGUCAUAUUCACCAUUACCCCUUAGGGAAGUACAACACGUCUUGAAUUUAAUUAGUAGUUUUAGCAUCAGAUGUGUAUAUUGUCUGAUGCUAACUGGAUGCUGCUCUUUGUCUAGCUCUCGACGCUCCUGCACUAUCCCCGCAAGAGUCCUUGCCCUCCACUGAUGCUAAUGGGGACCAACCAGGGCCUGUAGAGGAGGCCGAGGGGGCUAGUAAGCCCCAGAAAAAUAACCUGACGACUGAGGACACGGAGCUGGAGGUGAUGGACACACACGGAGGAGAGCUUCAGAUAGAGGGUACGACUCGCACAGCCUCAACCCUGCACCCACCAUCUCAGAAACUGUACAACCUCCUCCAUACCAGAUGUCCAGGGAGGACAAGCCAGUUUGCCCUGCCAUAAUUAUAAAAUAUUAUACAUUGUGUGAAAGUAUCUAAAAUGGGAAAUAGUGAAACAUAGCAUAGGCAAGGUUUUUGCCUUUACAGAGUCAAAGAUGUGAGAAAUGGAAACGGACGCCAAUCUUCUUUUUCCCCUCCAGAUGCUGACCCUGGUGCUGAUGACAUUCAGCUUAGCCAGUGGAAGGAAGAGGAGGCUCCUAUUGGUCAGGAGAAGGUGGAGGAUCCUGAGGAGGACCCGGACAAACGGAACCAGAUGGCUGAGAACAUAGGUGGGUCACACUCCUACAGUGGGUCUGUGUGUGUGUGUGUGAAGGUUAAUGUAUAGUAGAGAUGGGGGGUCUAUGGACAAAAAUCCAUAUUGUGAUAAAUUGCCUGAAUUGAUGUGAUAAUGAUAAUUAGAACGAUAAGUUUAACAUUCAUGUACACAACAGGUUUAAAAUAUCCGUUAAACUACUACUUUGAUGGUUGUAGCCAUCAAUUGUCCCAUUAACACUCACCCAUAUUAUCAAAUGUAUUUAAUUUCAAACUUCACAUUUCUCUAGUAUAGACUACUGAUCGUAAUGAACGAUGUCAGCAAAAUGCCUGCAAUAAGUGAUCGGUAUGGUCGGUUUUAAUAUUCGGUUUAUUGUCCCAUCUCUAAUGUAUAGUAAUGAUGCUAAUAUGUUCACUCGUAGAUAAGGAGGCUGAACGGGAAAUGCAGGAGGAGCUGGCGGACUACAACGGAGACGAUGAGAAUGAGGGAGAGUUUGAGGCUGACAAACAGGCAGAGCUAGCUCAGUUCUGAGGUAACACACACACACAGUCUGUUUUAGUGAUAUAAUUAUCUAAUGUUUGGUCUUGUUAGGUGGUUGGAGAAAGAUGGGAGCUAAGACCCUCCUCCUUUCACAAUCCACUACAGAACCAGGAAGGGACUGCAGCUCCUCAACAGAACUGUUGUCAAGACUACCGUCUGUGCAAAACACUCUUCAGCUCUUCCAGUGAAAGCAUCUCACAGUUUGCCUUAAUAUACUCAAGUCUUCUGCAGUGAAUGUAUAUUUUGUCGGGAAAACAGACUUUGGAUCUCAGAACUGCUAUAACCAUGAAGGAAGUGUGUGAAAUGAUAGUUUGUGUGAUAACAACCCAGAUCAUGCUGUUAGAGAAAUGUACUCCGAUUACUCAUCUAAUCAGCGAUUGUGAUUCACUCUUUAGUCUUGAUAGUGACGUAAUGUGCAGUUAGUUACAUUUAGCAUCUCUUACCGUAGUUUCAUAAACCAAUAGAAAAUGAGUUAUGUCAUGCUGUGUGACAAUGUGAACUUGGACACUUGAAUAAGGUUUUUGUUUUAUCAUUUGAAAUUCAACCCUGCAUAGUCAAAACUUUUGUAACUUGUUGGUAAAAGUGGCCUCUGUGCAUCCUUGGUGUACCAGGCAGACCCACUACUGUAAAUGUUUCAGAUACAAAUGUUUUUUUUAUAUAGCAGACUCAAAUGGAAAUGAUGGUUAUUGAGAACAUUUAGCAUGUGGAUAGGUUUGAUUUUAUGCAAUGGACACUUCUUCUAUUAUUUAGAUUGUUACAAUGGAUGUGUUGCUUACUGAACUGUUAAAUAAUCUGAUUUUAUUGAGGAAAUGUAGGACAGAAGGAUGACAAAAUAAAUCAUUUUAAUACCAUAGACAAGUUUGUUUUUGGUAUUGUGAAGGCUGUAGUUAUUCUGUCCUUUGGGAUGUCUGGUAUUUGUAGUCCUUUGUGGGUCAGGACCAAAAUGACAAUUGGGUAAAGGAUGAUCUUGUCCUGGUCAACCCACUUCAGACACUGUCUCCCUCUGUCCUAUCAUAGCGACCACAAUUACACAGAUGGAAAAAGUUGGUCUCCGUUCAGGUGUACAAGUCACACAUGGGUCAGGGAGAUGGGUACUGGGUUUGAGUUGUCAUAGUAAUGCAGGGCUCGGAUUCAGAUGAUCUUGACCACAGGGAAGUACUUGUGAGCGGAGAAAUCAAACUCCGGUAGUACCUAGAGAUGGGGAGUACCAUUGAAUCACAAUAAUGCCCCAGAAAUGUUUCAAUUUCCAAAUAUUUUGUGGCAUGUUUUGCUCCUGGCAUUAUGUUGUUACCUUUGUUUCCUUCUUGUGCCCGCCGGCAAGUAGCUUCAUGACCACAAUGUUGGGCUUGGCCACUUUUAGGAUGCGAUUCACCUGCAACAACCAGCAAUGGAAAUUAAAAAACGAAAACGUAGACCCACAAACUUAAGGCACAACCUCUGUUACUAUUAGGGGUUAAAGGGCUUGCUGACCUCUGGGUCAGGGCUGGGGACGUUCUCCAGGAUCAGUUUGGCCUGCUGGAAGUGUUUACUGGCCGCCAUGUAGAGGUCAGCUGACUGGGGAGGAGGACUGUACUUCUUCAGAUCAGACAUCUCCUACAGCCGACAUAAAUCGAGAGGCACAGGUGACGUUAAAGGUAGUCUUUAUUUCCGCUAUAACAUGUAGAUUCUGUGCAGCAUGUCUGCAAUUUAAGUCAACCUGGAAUGCACCACAGACGCAUGCACACAAUCAUAGCUAGCGACGGUUGGUAACACUACUGUACCUUGAACUGGAUGUAAUGGACUGGCGGGGGAGUGACCACGCUGUUGAAGGGGGCAAAGCGAUGCUCGUAGCGCACCUGCUCGCUGUCCAACUCAAACAGGGGCUUCCGUACCUUCCCGUCCAUAUCCAGAGCUAUCAUAGUCUGCACCAGAGACAGGAGUUCAGUGUUUCUGUAGUACACGUAACAUGUUUAGGACAAGUCUGUGUACACUUACCUUGUACAUGCCAGCACACAUGUUUUGGUAGGCUUGGCUCAUGGUGAUUUCUCUGCUGAGGGGGCGAGCUGCAGGUGAAAACACAUUCUUAUUGAGGAGCGAGUUAUGGAUGGGGCGGCAGUGUAGUACCAGAUGGAUUAAAUUCAAUGUAAAUAAUGUAUGAUUUGAUCCUGACCUCCUUGACCUUUCUUCUUCUUCUUGGUUUUCUUGCUGCUGCGUCCUUUCUGCUGCUCCUCCAGGAGGCGCUCCUCAGCCAACUGAGAGCUGUCCGCCCGACUCAGAGUGGACAUGAGCCACGCAUACAGGAACUCUGACAGAUACCUACACACACACACACCUCAGUCAAGCAUACCUCAAUCAAGUGAACACCGAACAUAUUUUCUUACAGCACGCACACAUCAGUCAAGUGUACACAUGGAACACACUUUCUUACGGCACUUUGGAACACACUCCUCACCAGUAGAUGUAGUAGUACUCGUGCAUGCUGUAGAGUUCCAGCUCGAAGCCGCUGAGCAGGUACUGGAUCAUGAUGCGCAGGUUGUGGUAGAGGAUCCAGGUCCCCAGGCAGGCCAGGUGCUGUCUCUGGGGCUCCAGCUUCAUCAGCAGGCUGUGCAGCGCCGCAUCCACCUUCUCUGCCUGCAGGUGGCGCCCCCACACCGCAUCAGUCAACCACAGGAGUUCAGCAACAUACAGUCGAGCGCGUCCACACACACAUAAGAUCAUUUACAUCACUAAACAGCAAUGCAUUCUCACUCACCUCAUCCUGCAGUGUGGCAAACUCCUCCAGGAUGUGGCCUAGUUUGUCUCUCUGCCGAGCGCGGUUGUGUCCGUGGAUCUGGAUGAGACUGCAAAAGGGCUGCAGGGAAACCGACCAGGGUUGUUUUAGUCCAUUGUUUGAAAACAAUAUAUAUAUAUUUUUUUAAACAGCUUCAAAUUAUGUUUACAACUAUCAUGUUGAUCUCAAGGACGGUCAGAGCCACAGCUUAAUGUAUGCAUUUGAGUGGUUAAAUGUACCUCAGCUUUAUAGCUAACCAAGUGGAGGGGGUGCCAUUUGGGCUGGACAAAAACGAAUGAAGGAUUGUGGCAUUAAUAUAGAGAAGGUGUAUUGGAACACAGCCAGGUGACUUACCCUCGAGCAGUGUGCGACAAAGGAGUCAAUGUAGUCCUUGGCCUGGUGGUUAUUAUACAGGCAGCACCUGCAGAGGCACCGCAGGGAACAGUCAGUUCAAAAGACUGAGAUAGAGCUUGAACUCUAAUACCUCAGAAAUGCAUCCUUCCUUAUUUCCUUGAGGUAUUUGAUAGGUGAAAGCAAGAUUGCCACCAUAUUACAAAUACCACUCAAACCAAUUCAGAUCUCUAAUGACUUCUAGGAAGGAAGGAUGCAUUUCUAAAGCAUUUGAAGGUAGGGCCAUAGAAAGAAGCACUCCAAUCUUCAAUGACUUACUUGGAGGAGAGCACUGGUGGGCUGACGAAGUACCUCAGAGCAUCUUUGAUCAUGUCCUGCAUUGGUUGGGUCCCAAACACUUUCUUAUUAUCGAUCAGGAACGUUGUCUAGAGACAGGGAGGGGAUUCAUCAGAACUGGACCAGAGAAUUGUACAGAUGCACCAAUCAUGAGGGAGAAUGUUCCUUACCUGCAGCAGAGACCUGGAGAGGACGCAGGGGGACUGCUCACUGAACUCACAGAAAAAGUCCUGAAAGCAGAACAUUAAAACGACAUUACUACAACCUUUAACAAAUGUUCGAACAACAGGUAGACCAUUACAGAAGUAUUGUCAGAAUGUAAUAUUACAGUAAUGUUGAAGUACAAUAGUAUUGUCAAAAUUAUUGUAGUAUUUACAGAUAUACAGUGAGGGAAAAAACUAUUUGAUCCCCUGCUGAUUUUGUACAUUUGCCCACUGACAAAGAAAUGAUCAGUCUAUAAUUUUAAUGGUAGGUUUAUUUGAACAGUGAGAGACAGAAUAACAACAACAAAAUCCAGAAAAACACAUGUCGAAAAUGAUAUAAAUUGAUUUGCAUUUUAAUGAGGGAAAUAAGUAUUUGACCCCCUCUCAAUCAGAAAGAUUUCUGGCUACCAGGUGUCUUUUAUACAGGUAACGAGCUGAGAUUAGGAGCACACUCUUAAAGGGAGUGCUCCUAAUCUCAGCUUGUUACCUGUAUAAAAGACACCUGUCCACAGAAGCAAUCAAUCAAUCAGAUUCCAAACUCUCCACCAUGGCCAAGACCAAAGAGCUCUCCAAGGAUGUCAGGGACAAGAUUGUAGACCUACACAAGGCUGGAAUGGGCUACAAGACCAUCGCCAAGCAGCUUGGUGAGAAGGUGACAACAGUUGGUGCGAUUAUUCGCAAAUGGAAGAAACACAAAAUAACUGUCAAUCUCCCUCUGCCUGGGGCUCCAUGCAAGAUCUCACCUCGUGGAGUUGCAAUGAUCAUGAGAACGGUGAGGAAUCAGCCCAGAACUACAUGAGAGGAUCUUGUUAAUGAUCUCAAGGCAGCUGGGACCAUAGUCACCAAGAAAACAAUUGGUAACACACUACGCCGUGAAGGACUGAAAUCCUGCAGCGCCCGCAAGGUCCCCCUGCUCAAGAAAGCUAAGGGGACAGAACAACUUCACCGCAUAAAAGGGACGAUGGACGGGGCCAUGUACCGUCAAAUCUUGGGUGAGAACCUCCUUCCCUCAGCGAGGGCAUUGAAAAUGGUUCGUGGAUGGGUAUUCCAGCAUGACAAUGACCCAAAACACACGGCCAAGGCAACAAAGGAGUGGCUUGAGAAGAAGCACAUUAAGGUCAUGGAGUGGCCUAGCCAGUCUCCAGACCUUAAUCCCAUUGUGGAGGGAGCUGAAGGUUCGAGUUGCCAAAUGUCAGCCUCGAAACCUUAAUGACUUGGAGAAGAUCUGCAAAGAGGAGUGGGACAAAAUCCCUCCUGAGAUGUGUGCAAACCUGGUGGCCAACUACAAGAAACAUCUGACCUCUGUGAUUGCCAACAAGGGUUUUGCCACCAAGUAGUAAGUCAUGUUUUGCAGAGGGGUCAAAUACUUAUUUCCCUCAUUAAAAUGCAAAUCAAUUUAUAACAUUUUUGACAUGCGUUUUUCUGGAUUUUUUUGUUGUUAUUCUGUCUCUCACUGUUCAAAUAAAUCUACCAUUAAAAUUAUAGACUGAUCAUGUCUUUGUCAGUGGGCAAACGUACAAAAUCAGCAGGGGAUCAAAUACUUUUUCCCCCUCACUGUCGUUCAGCAAAUGAUUGGCCCGUACCAGAAUUCCAUGUAGGUUAGUUGUAUUGAUGACCUCGCACACGGUCUUAAUGCGGUCGAUGAGCUUGCUGAAGUAGUUGACCAUCUCCUCCCUCUUGAUGAUCUUGGCGUAGCGGGGGAAGGUGGGGGGCAGCAGUCUCUGGUUCACCAGCGGUUCAAACCCCAUCAUGAUCGGGUGAUCUGGAACGCAGGGGCGAGGUCAGGGUUCAGAACUGUGAGUGGUUCACUUGCAGUCCAAGUUUUUCUACGUGAGUGAAGCAUUCCCUCUUAUGGUAGUGAGUGAGAAAUUGGGCCUAGGUGCCAUGGUGGAGUGUGUUUGUGGGUGUUACCUCCUUUAGUAGUAUCGUUCUGGGACUGAAUGCCAUGUUCGAUGCUGGAGCGGAGAGCUGGGAGGAGAUCUGCCGCCUGCUGCAUGAGUUUCUGAGCUUCACUCACUGA
Molecule: messenger RNA, 10749 nt
Organism: Coregonus sp. 'balchen'
Lineage: Eukaryota; Metazoa; Chordata; Actinopteri; Salmoniformes; Salmonidae
Source: the annotation of a GenBank genome assembly